Messenger RNA from Closterium sp. NIES-65, 1449 nucleotides. The record is from the annotation of a GenBank genome assembly. NCBI's taxonomy places the organism in Eukaryota, Viridiplantae, Streptophyta, Zygnematophyceae, Desmidiales, Closteriaceae.
AUGCUCUCACACGCUCUCACGCGCUCCCUCAAUCGCUCUCACGCCCUCUCUCACGCGCGCUUUCACGCGUCCCUCACGCGCUCUCUCACGCGCUCUCUCACGCGCUCUCUCAUGCGCACUCUCACGCGCUCUCUCAUGUGCUCCCUCACGCAUUCUCUAACGCGCUCUCUCACGCGUUCUCUCAUGCGCUCUCUCAAGCGCUCUCUCACGCACUCUCUCACGCGCUCUCUCACGCGCUCUCUCACGCACGCUUUCACCCACGCUUUCUCGCGUCUCUUACGCACUCUCUCAUGCGCUCUCUCAUGCGCUCUAUCACACGCACUCUCACGCGUUCUCUCACGCGUUCUCUCACGCGCUCUCUCACGCGCCCUCUCAUGCUCUUUCUCAAGCUCUCUCUCACGCGCUCCCUCUCGCGUUCUCUCACGCGAACUCUCAUGUGCUCUCACGUGCUCUCUCACGCACUCUCACGCGCUCUCUCACGCCCUCUCUCACGCACUCUCUCACGCGUCUCACGCGCUCUCUCACGCGCUCUCCCACGCGCUCUCCCACGUGCUCCCUCACGUGCUCUCUCUCACGCACUCACUCAAGCGCACUCUCACUUGCACUCUCAUGUGCACUCUCACUCGCACUCUCACGCGCUCCCUCACGCGCACUCUCACUCGCACUCUCACGCGCUCUCUCAUGCACACUCUCAUGAGCUCUCUCACGCGCACGAGCUCUCUCACGCGCACGCGCUCUCUCACAUGUACGCGCUCUCUUACGCGCAUGCGCUCUCUCACGCUCUCCCACGUGCUCCCUCACGUGCUCUCUCUCACGCACUCACUUAGGCGCACUCUCACUUGCACUCUCACGCGCACUCUCACGUGUCUCACGUGUACUCUCACUCGCACUCUCACGCGCGCUCUUACGCGCACUCUCACGAGCUCUCUCACGCGCACGCGCACUCUCCCGCGCACGCGAUCUCUCACGCGCACGCGCUCUCUCACGAGCACGCGCUCUAUUACGCGCACGCGCUCUCUUACGCGCACGCGCUCUCUUACGCGCACGCGCUCUCUCACGCGUGCGCGCUCCCUUGCGCGCAUGCGCUCUCUCACGCGCUCUAUCACGCGAAAUCUCAGGAGCACUCUCACUCGCACGCGCUCUCUCACGCGCUCCCUCACGUGCUCUCUCGUGCGCUCUCUCACGCGCACUCUCACACGCGCUUUCCUGCGUGCGACGGCGGGGAGGGGAAAAGAGGCGACGACGAGGAGGGAAGGAGGCGACGGCGCGGAGGAGGGAGAGGCGACGGCGCGGAGGAAAGGAGAGGCGAGGAGGAGGGAGAGGCGACGGCGGGGAGGAGGGAGAGGCGACGGCGGGGAGGAGGGAGAGGCGACGGCGGAGAGGAGGGAGAGGCGACGGCGGGGAGAAAGGAAAGGCGACGGCGGGGAGGAGGGAGAGGCGACGGCGUGA